CUACGGCUGCAAAACCACUGAAGCUUAAUGGCGUCCUUGUGCUCAGAUUAGCUGUUCCCUUUCCCUCCUCCUCCUCCUCUCCCCCACCCCCCGUCCACCCCACCUUCUUCCUUCCUAAGGGGAGGGGAGAGGAGGGAAGAAAAGAAAAAGCAGCGGCGGCAAGGAAGCGACCAGGCGCGCUGGCGAGACUCGCCUUCGCUGGGAAAGGCGGGCAGGCACGCAGCGGCGGAGUCGCCACAAUGCGCAAGGCGCCAACACCCUGGAAAGGCUGCCCGACGAACUGAGCCGCGAGCGGCAGUGCCCGGUCCAUGCAAACGGCGGGAGCUGCAGAGCGCGGGAGGCGCCCGCUGGGAAGAAGCGGCAGCGCCAGGAGCCUUUCCUCUUCCCAAGAGCAUCAGCAGCAGGCGGAUUAUUCUGCAAUGACUACAGCAAGAUACAGACCUACUUGGGACUUGGUGCUUGAUCCUCUUGUGUCAUGUAAGCUCUGUCUUGGAGAGUAUCCAGUGGAGCAGAUGACAACAAUAACACAAUGCCAGUGCAUCUUCUGUACUCUGUGCCUGAAGCAGUAUGUGGAACUUUUGAUCAAGGAAGGUUUAGAAACAGCAAUUAGCUGCCCUGAUGCUUCCUGUCCAAAGCGAGGUCAUCUACAAGAGAAUGAAAUUGAGUGUAUGGUUGCAUCAGAAAUUAUGCAGAAGUAUAAGAAACUACAGUUUGAAAGAGAAGUACUUCUGGAUCCUUGUCGAACUUGGUGCCCAUCCUCCUCCUGCCAAGCCGUUUGCCAGCUGCAGGAAUCGGGACCUCAGAAUCCCCAGCUGGUACAGUGCAAAGCUUGCGACAUAGAGUUUUGUUCAGCAUGCAAAUCCAAUUGGCAUCCAGGACAAGGCUGUCAGGAAAAUAUGCCAGUCAGCUUCCUUCCCGGGGAGACAAGCUCUGUUUAUAAAAUGGAAGAAGAUGAUGCUCCCAUCAAGCGCUGCCCAAAAUGCAAAGUUUAUAUUGAACGAGAUGAAGGCUGUGCCCAGAUGAUGUGUAAAAACUGUAAACAUGCCUUUUGCUGGUAUUGUUUGGAAUCACUUGAUGACGACUUUCUCCUUAUACAUUACGACAAAGGGCCAUGCCGAAACAAGCUAGGUCAUUCUAGGGCAUCAGUUAUUUGGCACAGAACACAGGUUGUUGGGAUCUUUGCGGGAUUUGGCCUGUUACUGUUAGUGGCAUCUCCUUUUCUUCUCCUUGCCACCCCUUUUGUUCUUUGCUGCAAGUGCAAGUGUAAUAAAGGAGACGAUGACCCACUACCGACCUAGACCAAGCAAAGGUGGACUGCUCAGCGUUGCAGGACGUUUCUUCCCCUUUUUGCACUUAAGAUUGCUACAGCCUUACUUGCCCUGACCCCAGCUUCAAGCAAGACUGAGGUGCCACGACUCGAGAAAUUGCAGCUGCCACAGUUUCCUGCCCACAGACUGGAUUACGGAGAACAAGGCAUUCUGGUGUGUUCACGGUCUGGCAUGAAGCAGGUUGAACAUCAAAGAUGGAGUGGAGCAUAACACAAGUUAUUCCUUGUUCACCCACAGACUCGGAACUGAGAUAUCGCACCAUCAAAACAGGAGUCUCCACAUAUCUGUUUGCAUCAAAAAGGAGGUGUCUUACCGCUGAUUCUGUUUUUAAGAAACACCACUUGAAAUCGGUCCAUUUAAAUGUGACUCUAGAGACCCGUUUAUUAAAACGAAUCAAAAACUAGUCAAUAUUUGCCAUGGGCUGGAUGCAGCAGCGACAGCUAAGCUCAUGCAGCAGGACUCCUACUUGCACAGGAGGACUUUUCCAACCCCUCCUCCCCCUUGCAGCUUCUUGUGUGCCCCCCAGAGCUCCUGGAAAGUUGCCCAACUCUCUGGAGCAGAUUGUGGGGACACAUGUAGGAGUGCAGUGGGGAAGGGGAAAUCCAUUCCACCCACAUUUUCCCUUCCGCUGGCGGAACAACAGCAUCCUAUACAACUGGAUAGGGAAGCAUCUCAGUGUCCUUGCACCAAUCUCACACAUGAAAUAGUAGCGGUCUAGUAGAGUACAAGUAGGCCAUCUGAUGCCUUCUGACUUUUCAAAGACAAUAGAUAUCAUUUCUGCCUACUAACCUGUUGGGGAACUGUGUGAGUUCUUUGUGUGGCUGUGUAUUUGUUUUUAAACUUGCAAGCUUUUUUGAAAUGAGGUUGAGCUAUAUGACAAAACCUGCUACCAAACCAAGGCUCUUUUUAAAAAGUUGGUAUUCAUUACUCUUUGAAAUUAGUUUUUUUUUUUUCAGGCUAGAUUUUGUUUUACUUGUUCAUUAGCUAUCUGCUACAUAAAUAGGGCUACCUCUAACCAAGUAUCUUUGUAUGUACAUUUAGAGAAAAUUCUGUUUAAACCAAAUGUGCAAAUAGAUGCUUUUCUGAAUGUUGUAAAGGUUCAAGGCACAUGACUCAUCAGUUCUGCCACCAGGUACUAAUAUAAAGAAGCCACGGUGCUGAUCAUUUCCCACAUACUUGUAGAUACUGCUCUGCGAAUAAUACGGAGUAGACAUCUUACCCAGAGGAACUUGUUUUCUUUCAUCAUCCUCUCUAACUAUCCCUUGGUGUACACACUGGCCAUGAUACAAAUUAGAAGAUCUUUGCUAUAUGCUGUUUUCCCCCAGUACUCCGUCCUCAGGGACUCACAGAGGGAAUUGGAGGAGUGUAUGGGGUGCAAAGGGUCUCCUCUCUUUUGCAAUGGCUAUCAUACACCAAAGAACUGCUGGGAAGAGGGAAGGGGUUCAUGGAACCUUGUCCAUAUUGAACCCAGUGUACUGAGCUGUAUCCAUACUGGGAGAAUAAUGCCCCCAAAUUACUCCAUCCUAUAAAGUAUGCAAAAAAAUUAAUUCAAAAGGGUUCUGCUGUAUGGUUGUGUUGUUCCAAUUAAUAGAUCUGCAGUGGUAAUAUGUACAGCCUGUUAAGAGUUACGCAUGUUUAGUCCACCUUAAAAACAUUAUUUGAUACUGUAUGAUAACUGUGGUAACAGAACUAGUUUUAAAGCUACAUUCUGUCCAUCUUCUAUGUUUGUAUGCUUUAUUAUUGCCCUGGCUCUCGUGUAAAUUGAAGUGCUGUAAUUCUCCCAAGGGAGUAUAACGUAGACAUCAAUGCACUAUUGAUACUCAACAUCAUUAGUUUCUGAUACUUGGAGUGAAAGCUAUAAACAAUGUAGAUUUCCAAACUAGGAAGAGAUAGCAUCUAAAAAUGUAUAACCAUGUGAAAUCUGAAGAACAAGAGAAAAGUGGGGUGGGGGGGCAAUUAAGAUGCAUGUUGUAAAGGUUCAAGUCCAGAUAAAUAGCCAUUUCAGGAUGAAAUAUAUAGUACUUUGAAUUGGGGGAAUUUGCAUGCCUCUAAAGCAUACCUGAUCUCUGGCAUCCCCAGAAGCCAGAAAAUUAAUCCACUUGACCAUGGUCUGUACUGCAGGGGGAAAGAGAACUUAACUUUAUCCAUUUUUGUACUUCUGGUUUUAUCUUAAUAUCCAAUAAAAUACAUAUUAAGCUAUUGCCACAAUGCACCUCAGACAUUGUGUUGUUCCCUAGUGUUAGAAGCCACACAUGAUAUCAGGGUAUGUCUCCUCCUAAUCGUUGGGUUCAGUAGCCUGCCAUAGAAUGUAUAUUAUGUAUUUAAUCCUAUGCCAUGUUUCCACCCCUUCUAUUAUAACCAACAAUGGUAGCAGAUUCACUUUGCUGGAUUCCCUCCUUCUCAGCCCUUAGAUUAACUGAGUCAACAAGCAUCAGUGAGAUCUGGUAGCAGCGCACUCAUUUCUGUUCCUUUCUUUCCAGUGCCAUUUUUUCUAAUCCUGGUUUAUGGGGACAAAGGUGAUCAUUGUCUGGUUUGCACUGGAGGAAGAAAGACUUAAACCUCCUCAUGCACAGAAGUUCUGAUUUUGAUCUCCACUGCCACCACCAUUUCUACUAUCAAGCAAAUAAUAACAACACUACAUAUUUUAAUGCGGCAUGUACUCUUACCAGUUUAUGGGCGAGUGCGUAUGUGCACACAACCUCCAGGGACAUUCUGCCAAUCUAAUUACUACAACUCUCUCGAGUUAAAUCUUGCCCAAAGAAAUGCACCUAGUAUAACCCUCAUAUUGCUGUGAUGAUCCUGCCUUUGGAAGCGGUACUCUUCCUGUCACAGCACUUCUGAUUCCUUAAAUAACACUUGUAAUCAAGAAAAAGUUUCACAGCUUGCAAUCAGCUACACAUCACUCCUAUCAGACAUAUUACCCUGCAUUUUAAGUGUGGGUCUUUCCUUGAGUUAGAUAGUUGCCAUGUGCUAGAAAUUAACUGAUGGUUACUCUAUCAGGGAGCAAUGUAAUAGAGACAUAUUUAAAUGUUAAAUUCAAAGCCCCUCUAUAGGAAUACAGAAUUUUCAUUUUAAUAUAAUUCUGAGUGCUUUUGAAUGAAAACUGAGUAUCACCUAAUAUCACUUCUACUACAUUUCCCUACUGUUACUUAGGUGCAUUGUCUUAAAUCCCUUUUUAAUGGAAAGUUAAAUAACUUGCAUUUCUGGACAUUUUCUCUGUCUAAACCUGUAUCGGGUUGCACCGUUAGUGUAUUUUUUAAUUGAGCUGUGUCCAUGUGGGGCUGAGCAAGUCCUUUUGACUGCGUCUUAGUUUGACCCACCUGUAAAGAAAACCCACUUUGCAAGCAUGCGGUGAGUGAUCUGUCAAGUUUCUAUGGAAAGCAGCUAGGGCAGCGUUUCAGUUCUUUUCUCGAACCCUUUCAGUGCACAACAAUCACAAUAUUUCAGGUCAUGGAAGCAAAGCAAGACAUGUUGAAAUUGAACCAAAAAACAAAAAUAAACUUGUAUGUGAUUUUAAAGGUUUGGCAGAGGGGGAAAAAACCAAAUUAUUUUAAAGAUACGUACCAAAUUCUUUCCUGCUGAAUUUUAGUGUGGAUUCAAGUUCUGAAUGUUAUGAUCUUAUUUCUAGAGCAUCACAAAGGCUCUAGAAAUAAGCCCCUCACACAUGUUCAUUUCCAGAAUCUGUUCACAUAUUGUCCAUUGCAUGGUUUGUUGCGGUUUCUAGUUCCCAUGUUUUUCUUGUCCAGUUGCCUAUGGGUAUGAGUAUGCACGCAUGCUAAUAGUUAUGGUUUUCAAGCCUUGUUAUCAUGCCAAGAUCCUUUGGGGGGGUUGCUUUAAUCAAUAUGCCAAUAAGCUUCUGUCCAUUGGUAAGUUGUAAAGUGUGUGUGUGUAGAUGUGAAUGGAAAAUUUCUGCAAAUUAUACUGGUACCAAUUCAAAAAGGAAAAAAAAGACAUUUUCUAUGUUAAGCAGAGAAGAAAGUGAAGGUAUACAGGAUAAAGCCAAGCCAUGGAAUGAAAGUGUCUCUCUACUUAUUGAGUAUCUAUUAAUACCUCUUAAAACUACAGACUGACCAAUCUUGAUAGGAGGUCUUGGUCAGUGUGUGUAAGAACAUGACAUGGCUUAGUUUUAUGAAGAAGUCUCUCCCAGGCUGGGUCUUUACUUUUACUGAAGAUGGACAACAACAGAGAUAGCUGAUGUUUUCCUACAAUUAUGCUUGCUUGCUAAUACGCUCCCAUAAAGUAAAAGCCUGCCAUUUGCAUUUAAAGCCCCAUGGUGGUCCUUGCUUUGUUAUGUAUGUAAUUCAUCAAAAGAGGCCAGGAAUACUAGGUACAGGUGUGCGCCAUAUAACUGAACCUUUCUCACUCAUUUUAUUAUGGGAGUAUUCUUACCCUUGCAUAGAGAAGCACGGAAGAGUCAUGUGUAUGUAUAAAUUAUGUAUUUGGCUAGUCUAAAAAUAACAACAAAUUUUGUUUCUGUAUUUGAAAUGUAACUACAUUUUGUGCCACUAACACUGUGAUGUACAAAAGAGCUGUUGAAUGCCUUUGAAUGUUGUUUUGUACUUUGAAGCAUAUUGAAGAGGUUUAUUUGUAAUUUCAAUAGAUAUUUUAAAUGAA
Varanus komodoensis (Komodo dragon) is the source of this 5942-nucleotide messenger RNA. RefSeq names its product ring finger protein 144A (gene RNF144A). Gene Ontology annotation, biological process: positive regulation of proteasomal ubiquitin-dependent protein catabolic process; ubiquitin-dependent protein catabolic process; protein polyubiquitination. Lineage: Eukaryota; Metazoa; Chordata; Lepidosauria; Squamata; Varanidae. The coding region runs from base 309 to 1298 and encodes 329 amino acids. Gene Ontology annotation, molecular function: ubiquitin conjugating enzyme binding; zinc ion binding; ubiquitin protein ligase activity. The record is from RefSeq and is a predicted model, not a curated record. The transcript has 8 exons. Gene Ontology annotation, cellular component: cytoplasm; ubiquitin ligase complex; Golgi apparatus.